This is a messenger RNA of Penicillium odoratum, 528 nucleotides long. RefSeq lists its product as uncharacterized. Gene Ontology annotation, molecular function: hydrolase activity, acting on carbon-nitrogen (but not peptide) bonds, in linear amidines. The transcript has 2 exons. The record is from RefSeq and is a predicted model, not a curated record. NCBI's taxonomy places the organism in Eukaryota, Fungi, Ascomycota, Eurotiomycetes, Eurotiales, Aspergillaceae. Bases 1 to 528 code for a protein of 175 amino acids.
AUGAUUCUGGUUCUCGAGGCCAAUGCACGGAAGCAUUUGGCCGUCGGCACCGUUAGGGUAAUAGAAUCGAGCGGCGCAUCUUCCAAUACCAUACCCGGGUGGGCGAGCUUCACGAUCGACAUUCGACACCCAUCGGAUGAGGUUAUUGACAGUAUAAUGAAAGAGGUCAAUAGGGAGAUGCACAGUAUCAGUAAGGAAAACCCUAGAUUUUCGUUUCGACUCGAGCAGGUGUGGGAAAGCCUUGCCGCGACGUUUGAUAAGAUUAUGCUCGACUAUCUACGGAAUGCCGCUCAGGAGGAAGUGGGGCUCAGAUCAAUACUAGAUAUAAUAUCGUUUGCCGGUCACGAUAGCGCGAUGACUACUUUAAAGGUUCCGACAGCGAUGCUGUUUGUACCGUGUCGAAAUAGGAUCAGUCAUAGUCCCGUAGAGUUUACGACCAAGGCGCAAUGUCGGGACAGAGUGCAGAUUCUGCUGAACGCAAUACUCAAGUAUGAUACCUGGCUGGUUGCGAGACAUACGAAGAUGUAG